AUUAUUAAUGAAUGAGAGAUUUGAGCGGGAAACGUCGACCGAAAUUUCGAGCGCUUUUGUUUCCGAUUUCCGAGGAAGACCUGUGCGCGGAAUCGCGGCCCUCAAUUUAUUUGACCAAACACGUAUCGCCACUUCUAAAUUUAGGUCGUAUUAUCCACUUGCGAUUCGCCGCCGCUGGGCGUAUAUAUCCGUCGGUCGUUUCGACUCCGUACUUUACUCGUCUAUUGCCGGAGUAAUUGGCAAAUUGUCGCAAUGAUACUAUCGUGAUGCGAGGUAAUCGCGACGACGACGUUGCUGCGGGCCCUCCUCCUUGGGCUGCCGCCGCGUGCCCCAUCAAGGUAGUCGCGACAGAACGUUGUCAACCGCGCGCGCGAUCCACGCUACUUUCACGCAUACGAUACGAGGUGCUUUAUAAAUGGGUGAAAGAAUUUUCGUGGGAGAGAGGUUUGCGAUUAGGAUCGAGUACGCAGCACGAGAAAUUCGUUUAUAAAGCAGGAGCUUUCGCCAGCCACUACGAUAGCAGCGUGACUUCCGCGAGCCGACGACCGUUGAAUUACAGCCGCUGACUCGACGGUGUUACAAGCGACGCAGGAUGACAUCGGAGGGCACUUCGGAUGACCUGCUGGCGAACUGGGAGAUGCCCACCGUCCAGGAAAUCAGCGACACCAUGCAGAAUUUCGGCAUGCCGGACUACUCGGUGUUCGCCGUGAUGCUGGUGGCAUGCGGCGCCGUCGGCGUCUAUUUCGGCUUCGUGAAGAAGUCCUCGGGCGAGGACGAGUACCUGGUCGGCGGCAGGAGCAUGCAAACGGUGCCGGUCAGCUUCAGCCUGAUAGCCAGCUUCAUAUCAGGUAUCUCAUUGCUGGGUAUGCCGACGGAGAUUUACGUGCACGGCACGAGCUAUCUCUUCAUCGUCAGUGGGAUUAUUCUUGUGGGUUUCAUCAUGUCCAACGUGUACUUGCCGGUCUUCUACGAGCUCAAGCUCACCAGCACCUACGAAUAUCUCGAGAUGCGUUUCGAUAAAAAGAUCAGAUUACUAGGCUCUGUCCUGUUCUGCAUCGGUAUUAUGAUUUGGCUCCCGAUGGUUAUCUACGUACCUGCCUUGGCCUUCAAUCAAGUGACGGGGGUGAAUGUGCACAUAGUCACUCCCUUCGUGUGCAUCGUUUGCAUAUUCUACACCUGUGUGGGCGGCCUCAAGGCGGUGGUGUGGACGGAUUUCAUUCAGACCUUCAUCAUGUUCGGCUCCAUGCUGUUAAUUGUAAUUAAGGGCACGUGCGACCUUGGCGGAUUAUCCUUGGUGAUACGAAGAAAUCUGGAAUCCGGAAGACUCGAGUUUCCCUCAACCGACUGGAAUCCUCUGACGAGGCACACUAUCUGGGGUCUCAUGAUAGGCGGCACCGUGCAUUGGUUGCAAAUCUCCGCUAUCAAUCAGAACAUGAUUCAACGAUACUUGGCGCUCCCCACUUUACAGUCGGCCAAAAGAGCACUCUGGUUUUUCAUAGUCGGAAUUUUGGCUCUGAUUAUGAUAUGCGGAUACGCCGGCCUGCUGAUCUACGCCUGGUACCACGAGUGCGAUCCGCUCACGACCAAGCUGGCGCGUGCGAAGGAUCAAUUGCUGCCGUUGUUGGUGAUGAACGUUUUGGGAGAACUUCCGGGGCUCCCUGGUCUCUUCGUGGCGGGCGUUUUCAGCGCCGCGCUCAGUUCACUGUCGACUGGCUUGAACUCCAUGGCGGCUGUGGUGUUGGAGGAUUUCGUAAAGCCCUUCAUCAAGACGCCGCUCACGCCCAGGGCAGCUGACAUCUUUUUGAAGCUCACAGUCGUCGUAUUAGGGGCGACCUGCGUUGCUCUCGUUUUCCUCGUCGAGAAGACUGGCACUCACGUGUUGCAGUUGUCAAUGAGCCUGUCCGCCAUCACCAGCGGGCCAACUCUCGCCAUAUUCACCAUGGGUGUGCUAUUACCAUGGAUCAACGCGAGGGGCGCUCUGGUCGGGGGACUCGCGGGUUUAAGCUUCAUGGGCUGGCUUGGCCUUUCCGCCGGUACGGCCAUCGCCACUGGAAGGAUCAAAUUCGAGGAAAAACCCGUUACUACAGAAGGAUGCACUUACUCGUUUCCCCAAGUCGAGAAUUUGCUAUUAUUUGUGCCACCGGAUUCGAUCUUGGAGGACGCCAGUGUAGAGGAGCCAUUAGCGGUGUUUCGUCUCAGUUAUAUCUGGUACACUAUGAUCGGUGCCCUCCUGACUAUAAGCAUCAGUUUCCUCGCGACUCUGAUUACCUCGCAAGAUGUUGAAAAGUUAGAUCCGAUGCUCCUAGCACCGUUCAUUAGGAAAUACUUCAAGAGCUCGAGCAGAAACAUGGCGACUGAGAAGCAUCAAAUCGAGAUUACAAAAUCAGAUCUAAAGAUGGCAUCUCUUGCAAACAACGAGGGCGAUAAAUUAUUGCAAAUAACUGCGACAUGAUGCAGUAUAACUCUCGUGAAUGUCAAGAUUUUUUAAAGAAAAAGUAUAAUUUUGUAACGCGCGUGCACUGAUUCGUGUAUUGCAGUUGUAAAUUAUUCGCGAGAACCAUGUACAAAAUUUAUAUUUGUAAUAAAAGUGUAUAUUAGUAGUACUUUGUACACAUUUGUAAAAAUUGUUAUAGGCUGUUGUAUUAUUUUUACUUAAAUAAAAGCUUUAUAACAAAGGA
Messenger RNA from Dinoponera quadriceps, 2678 nucleotides. Its product is annotated as sodium-coupled monocarboxylate transporter 1-like. Gene Ontology annotation, molecular function: symporter activity. Gene Ontology annotation, biological process: sodium ion transport; transmembrane transport. The coding region runs from base 593 to 2452 and encodes 619 amino acids. The record is from RefSeq and is a predicted model, not a curated record. Lineage: Eukaryota; Metazoa; Arthropoda; Insecta; Hymenoptera; Formicidae. The transcript has 15 exons. Gene Ontology annotation, cellular component: membrane.